CCCGCGGGCUGGCAGGACCCGGAUCGGCGGCGGCGGCAGGAGCUGGAGCGGGGCCCGCGGGCCCACGGCCGCCAUCACGGAUUUCCUGUGGGACAAGCGCACCGGGCUGGCUGCGAGGACGAUGCCGCACUCCCGGAGGUACCGCUCGUCGGAGCGCAGCAGCCGCGGCAGUUACCACGAGCGCUACCGGAGCCGCAAGCACAAGCGGCGGCGGACGCGCUCCCGCUCCAGCAGCAGCGAGCGGGACCGGCGGCACCGGCGCGAGGACAGCUACCACGUCCGAUCCCGGAGCUACGACGACCACUCUGCAGACCGAAGGGCCUACGACCGGCGCUACUGUGACAGCUACCGGCGCAACGACUACAGCCGCGAGCGGGGCGAUGCCUACUACGAGCCCGAGUACCGACAUUCCUACGAGUACCGGCGCUCCCGGGACCGCGAGGGCAGCUACCGGAGCUGCAAAAGCAGCCGGCGUAAGCACAGGCGGAGGCGGCGCCGCAGCCGGUCCUUUAGCCGCUCCUCAUCGCAGCGGAGUCGACAGAGCAGCAGAAGGGCCAAGAGUGUGGAGGACGACGACGAGGGGCAUCUGAUCUAUCGCGUCGGCGACUGGCUACAAGAAAGAUAUGAGAUUAUCAGCACCCUGGGGGAAGGCACGUUCGGCAGAGUGGUGCAGUGCAUGGAUCACCGGAGGGGUGGUGCACGUGUUGCUCUGAAAAUCAUUAAAAACGUAGAGAAAUACAAAGAGGCUGCUCGACUGGAAAUCAACGUGCUGGAGAAAAUCAACGAGAAGGAUCCUGAGAACACAAAUCUCUGUGUCAGGAUGUUUGACUGGUUUGACUACCACGGCCACAUGUGCAUCUCCUUCGAGCUGCUGGGGCUCAGCACCUUCGAUUUCCUGAAGGAUAACAACUACCUGCCUUACCCCAUCCACCAAGUACGGCACAUGGCCUUCCAGGUGUGCCAGGCUGUGAAGUUUCUGCACGACAAUAAACUCACCCACACUGACCUCAAGCCAGAGAACAUCCUCUUCGUGAACUCUGACUACGAGCUCUCCUACAACCUGGAAAAGAAGCGGGAUGAGAGGAGCGUGAAGAGCACGGCCAUCAGGGUGGUGGACUUUGGCAGUGCCACCUUUGACCACGAGCAUCACAGCACCAUCGUCUCCACCAGGCACUACCGGGCCCCCGAAGUCAUCCUGGAGCUUGGCUGGAGCCAGCCCUGUGAUGUGUGGAGUAUUGGCUGCAUCAUCUUUGAGUAUUAUGUGGGUUUCACCCUUUUCCAGACACAUGACAACCGGGAGCACCUGGCCAUGAUGGAGAGGAUCUUGGGGCCAAUUCCUUCUCGGAUGGUCCGGAAGACAAGGAAACAGAAAUAUUUCUACCACGGCCGCCUGGACUGGGACGAGAACACGUCAGCUGGGCGCUAUGUUCGGGAGAACUGCAAACCACUGCGGGACCCCGCGGCGCUGCAGGCCCGGCCCGGGGUGCUGGACGGCUACAACCCCUUCGAGAGCGACGCGCCACCGCCGCCGUUCCAGACCCCUUCGGUAGCGCCGCCGCCCCCGGUACCGGCGGCCGCGCAGCCCCCGCGGAAGGCGAGUCCCACCGAGCCCCGCAACUACGGCUCCUACGGCUCGCAGGCCUCGGCCGCCGCCGCCACGGCGGAGCUGCUGAAGCGGCAGGAGGAGCUCAACCGGAAAGCGGAGGAGCUGGACCGGCGGGAGCGGGAGCUUCAGAACGCGGCCCUCGGCGGUUCCCAGACGAGGCGCAACAACUGGCCCCCGCUGCCGUCCUUCUGCCCGGUGAAGCCCUGCUUCUACCAGGACAUCCCCGUGGAGAUCCCUGCUGACUUCCAGAAGACAGUUACAACCAUGUACUACCUCUGGAUGGCCAGCACCAUUACUCUCUACCUGAACUUCCUGUCCUCGCUCGCCUGGUUCUGCGUGGACCCCACAUCUGGUUCUGGGUUUGGCCUCUCCAUCCUCUGGGCUCUGCUCUACACGCCCUGUUCCUUCGUCUGCUGGUAUCGGCCCAUGUACAAAGCUUUCAGGAGCGACAGUUCCUUCAACUUCUUUGUCUUCUUCUUCGUCUUCUUUGCCCAGAACGUGAUGUAUGUGCUGCAGGCCAUUGGCAUCCCAAACUGGGGAUUCAGUGGCUGGAUCCUGAGCCUGAUAGCACUGCGGACUAACACGGCCGUGGCUGUGAUGAUGAUCCUGGUGUCCUUGUCCUUCACGGCAGUGGCCGUGUUGGGGAUCGUUAUGCUGAAAAAGAUCCACUCUCUGUACCGCCGCACGGGUGCCAGCUUCCAGAAGGCCCAGGAGGAGUUUGCAGCCGGGGUCUUCUCCAACCAGGCCGUGCGCACGGCCGCGGCCAACGCCGCCGCGGGCGCGGCCACCAACGCCUUCCGCGCCCCGUAGCCCGGCGGGUGCCCGGCCCUGCCCCCCCGGCACUCGGGCGCUCUUCCCGAGGAAGAGGAAACCCGAGUCGCACUUUCACUGGAUCCCCGUGCGUCCGCAUCAGCUGUCAGAGGCUGCCUCAUCCCAGCUUGGAAGUGCUGGUGCCUGAAUCGUCUGCUGCUCUUAACCCCCUUUCCUCACGGACAGAGGCUGUUCUGGUUUGUGCUGGUCCCCUCCCCUCAGCAGACUGGGGGGAGCAGGGUGGGGAGUGCUGAGGCCGGGCCCGGAGCCAUCGCCCUCCCUUGCAGCACCAGCUGCUGGGGGCAGGAGCCUCCUCCCGAUGGCUGGAAUGCUGCUUCCAGGGACUGGAACGGUCACUUGCCUUCCUUGUGCUCUCCUGUUUCCCCACCUGGUGAUGACGCUUGUGUGCCCCGGGGUGUGGAGGGUCCCCUGCCCCCCGUGUGCCCAGGGAUCCCCGUGCUCCGCCAAGAACGUCAUCCCCCUCUUCCUCCUGGGGCGUGCUCCAGUGGGACGAGGAUGGGGCUGGUGCUUUCCCCAGGGUGUCUUGUCCUUUCGUCCCGUCCCUUUCCCCAUCCUCUCCCUCUCUUCAGGCCCAGGGACGAGGAGAGCAGGGCAGGGACAGGCAGAGCUCGGGCAGCUGCUGCCUGUGGGGAUCCUGCCUUUAGCCCACGUGGACCCCAAAGCCGGGCUGGGUGCCGAGGAGCAGCCCUGGCGUUUACAUGGCACCCCCUUGCCUCCAGGGAGGGCUGAACAGCUCCUCCAGUCCCCCUCCCCACCUGCUUCGAGGACUGUGAGCCCUUGCUGCCCCCAGCGCCCUUCAGCCAAAGCCUUCACACUCCUCAGGGGCUGAGCCAGCCCCCGUGCGCAGCCCCACGCCCCCCUUACCUGCCCUCUGUCCCCUGCCCUGGUGCCCCUGGGGAUCCCCAGGACAGGUCUCGUGCAUUCUGCUUCAGUCCAUCUCCUCUCGGAUGCUCCCGGUUUGUCCCCGAGCUCCGGGGCUGGCGAGAGGCUUUGUGCCUUCAGCUGUGGGGGCCGGUGCCCUCCCGGUCCCGCUGCGGCCGGGGCUCCUCCGCGGGUCCCGCCUCCUUCGCUGCUCCCCGUGUGCUGUUCCCCGACCGCUCCCGGUUUAUUUAAGGAAUAAAUGAAGGUUCACUCUG
Messenger RNA from Vidua chalybeata, 3573 nucleotides. RefSeq names its product dual specificity protein kinase CLK2. The transcript has 21 exons. Gene Ontology annotation, cellular component: membrane; nucleus. Bases 122 to 2416 code for a protein of 764 amino acids. Gene Ontology annotation, biological process: protein transport; protein phosphorylation; regulation of RNA splicing. Gene Ontology annotation, molecular function: protein tyrosine kinase activity; ATP binding. The record is from RefSeq and is a predicted model, not a curated record. NCBI's taxonomy places the organism in Eukaryota, Metazoa, Chordata, Aves, Passeriformes, Viduidae.